CCAAAAAUGGUAUCAUGUACUCUUAUCUUGAAAGUUUAGUAAAUUACAAAAACAAUUGAACACAUUCUUAAAUUCAACAUAGUGGAUCUAAGACAAAUAAAGGUUGAAAAUGGUUUUGUCAAUCGCUAUGUGUCUGAUCAGUUUUUCAGGUUUUGCCUGUGCCGACGUGUUUUACUCCUGCGACUACAUAAACAUAGCCAGUACCGACUGUAGCCGGUUCUCUGAUGACAUAACGUGCGGGACUAACUUGGUCACAUACAAAAACAAAUGCGAAUUCAGUAAAGCUCACUGCGCAGAUAACUCUAUUAACCUGAAACAUUACGGUCCCUGUAACGGGGCUGAUGGAACAACCUCUUCCCCAGUAGACGCGGCGGGAGCCGAAGUCGUGUUUGAUUUCAUGUGCACCAGUCUCAGUCAUAUAUCAUGUACCCCAGGAGGUUCGAAAGUCUGUGCAUCAAACGGGCGCAUCUACGAAAACUACUGUGAGUACGAGAAAGCUAAGUGUACACACCGUGAACUCAAUGUUUUAGACUGCCAGAUAUAACGGAGAGGACAACAUUGUUUCCUGUUUCUGAAUUAUAUUUUGAUAUGUUGUAUUAAUAACAGGAUACUUUUAUUAAUAAUUUGUGUCUAAAAUAUGUCAAUACAAACUUAAUUUGCUGAUAAAAUGUUUGUAAAGAUGCGUAAUUAAGAUAAGAUACUGGCCUAUAUACAACAUAGAGGGUCAUCCCAACCAAACCUCUCUCUAUAAAGCAGUAUAUCCAUAUAAAGCUACAGCAAAACCUGUUUAUAGGCCAGAUAUAAACGGAAUUUCGUUUAAUUUUUUACCUUACUAUCGCCUAUCACCAAAUUAUUUAAAUGUUAGCAGAAAAGU
Messenger RNA from Mercenaria mercenaria, 874 nucleotides. Its product is annotated as agrin-like. The transcript is spliced from 4 exons. Gene Ontology annotation, molecular function: protein binding. The record is from RefSeq and is a predicted model, not a curated record. Lineage: Eukaryota; Metazoa; Mollusca; Bivalvia; Venerida; Veneridae. Bases 110 to 544 code for a protein of 144 amino acids.